Molecule: messenger RNA, 3441 nt
Organism: Nicrophorus vespilloides
Lineage: Eukaryota; Metazoa; Arthropoda; Insecta; Coleoptera; Silphidae
Product: zinc finger CCCH domain-containing protein 13-like
Exons: 2
Coding region: 129-3371 (1080 amino acids)
Cellular component (GO): RNA N6-methyladenosine methyltransferase complex
Molecular function (GO): metal ion binding
Source: RefSeq, a predicted model, not a curated record
CCAUCUGCUAAUUUAUUAUUGAAAUGAAAUUGACAUUUGUUAUAAAUAGAAAACGUAAAUAUGGUAGGCUCAAGUGUGUUUUUAUUUGUUAUGAAUGCGAACUUUUAUUGCAAUCAGUAUAAAGCAAAAUGUCUAAGCAAGUAAAAAGAAAAAUAACAGUGAAUUUGUCGCCGAAAUCAAAGAGUCUUCAAAAAAGCCGGCCGAGUGUGUUUGAGAGGUUGGGCACAAAGGCUGGCUCUGCACAGAAAGAGUUUUGCCAUCAUUGGGCCCAAAACGGUACAUGUCCUUAUGGAAAAUCUUGCAAAUAUUCUGCAACUCAUACAUUAAUAAGUCCAUCAAAACAAAGGCUUGCAAAAACUCAGUCUGAUUCUAAAAAGAGGCAUUCCAAGGAUGCCCAUAAACGAUUACACACAGCUCCAGGUGAGGAAUGGGAGCACCAAUGGAACCCUGAAGAAUUAGAAGAUGCAGAUGCUGAUGAUCUGGAAAAGAGGCGUUUAGAACUGCAAAGAGAACUAGAGCUACAAAUGAAAAUGGAGAACAAGGCACAUAAGAAGCAAAAAAAAGUAAAAAAGGAAAGCAGUCCUUCGUCAGAAAGUUCAAGUAGUUCAUCUGAUUCAAGCUCCAGUAGUGAUGAAUCUUCUUCAAGUAGUUCAUCAUCUGUGGAAACAAGAAGGAAGAAAACUAAAAAAAUAAAAAAGAGAGAUAGUUCUUCAUCUUCUGAACAUGAUCGGAGAAAGCACAAAGCUAAAGUGGUUAAAACCUCAAAGAGUGUUGUGCGAGUAGAGAAAAAGAAAACAGUUUCAAGUUUGACCAAGGUAAAAGUUCAUCCAAAAUCUCCCCCUCCCAUAAAAUCAAAGAAAUUAUCACAAACUCCCCCACCUAAAAUAAAAACUUUAACUCCAGUUAAAAGUAAAGUAAAAUCAGAGUCAAAAUCACCUCAUCCACCCAGCCAUUCAAAUGAGCGAAAGGAUAAACAUCGUACACCAUCCCCAAAAAUAAUUAAAGAUAAAGAUCGCGAGAGAGAAAAAGAAAAGGAACGCGAUAAAGAGCGAGAAAGGGAAAAAGAGAAAGAACGUGAAAAAGAAAAAGAACGCGAGAGGGAAAGGGAAAGGCAACGUUUGAAGGAACGAGAUAAAGAGAAGAGGAAAGAGCGCUCACCUAAGCGUGAGUCUCGGCCACCUAAAGACUUAAAAAUUAAGAAAGGUUCUCCAGAUUCAAGCCAUUCUAGAGAUCGUAAAAUAUCUCCUACUCGAUCACGAGGAAGCACCAGUAGCAGUAAACGGGAUGUACACAAAGCUUCAAGUCCAUCGAAAGACAGACGUUACGAUAAGAGAGCAGAUUCCAGAAGUAAAGAUAGAAAGGAGUCCACUUCUCGUGGCAAGGAAAAACGUGAUUCUCGAGACAGAGAACGUGAUCGUGAGAAAGAACGCCGUCAAGCCCGCGAGGAACGCGAAGCAGCCCGAGAAAAAGAACGUGAGGAAGCUUUGGCCAGAUGUCAAGAGAGGCAGAGAGAACGUGAACGUUUAAAAGAAUUGGCUAAAAAAGAAGAUGAGAGACGAGCGAAAGAUAGGCCUCGCAGAGAUGACCGUGGCUUAGAUAAGCCAUCAGGCGACAGGAUUGAACGAUUGUUACCCCUACCACAAGAUCGUAUUCCACCAGCUAGAAAAGAAUCAAUUGAGAAAGAACGACAGGGUCGAAGAUCUCCCAGAAAUAGAUCGAGAUCUCGUAAAUCUCACGAAAGACUUGAUAGAAAUUAUGAUCGUUCAUUAGAUAGAAAUUACGAUAGAGAGCAUGAUCGAGAAUAUAUGAGAAUCCGGGAUGAUCAUAGACAACCACCACCGCCACCUCCUGUACCACAUGAUGAGAAGCGGUAUGAUAGUCCGUAUGAUAGAGCAAGGCACGAUGAUCGGAGGUACUUGGAUAUUGAUCACUAUAGCGAUGACAGAAGUAAUAUUGAAAGAACAGACUACACAGAUGAUCGGCGACCCUUGUGGGAUGAGCGUGAUAGAGAUAUUGAUGCAAGAGAUAUAGAAUCUAGAAGAUAUAGAGAUGAAACAAGAGGUCCGCCGCCUACUUCCACUGCCAAUAUUAAGUCACGUGAACAAUGGAGCGAAGAAUAUCAAGAACAUGAAUGGGAUAGGAAUAGAAGACCGCCGCCACAACCUCCGCUUGAUUGGGAAGGAGGACGAGAAAAUUGGGAAAACAGAGAGCAUGAUGCAGCUCCACAUGACGAUGACUGGAGACAUUAUAAUAGGCCUGUUGACAGUUGGCCUAAUAUUGAAGACAGGAGAAGAUGGAAUGAAUGCGGUAAUUGGAGGGACCGGGAACGCGAAGUUUCCAGACCAAGAAGUGCAACAUCACAUAGAGAAGAAGAGCAUCCUAUUGUUGACGGUCGUCGCAAGGAACCAACGCCGUUGAUUAGGGCAGAACCUAUUGAAUUAAAGCAUGAUGCAAUCGUGCCAGUAAUUGAUUCUAAAAAGGAAACGUCUUCCGCUAAAAGACCUGCAGAAUCGGCGCCAGAAGAAGUAUCUGAAGUGAAGAAAAUAUGUAUUGAAGAGCCUCUUGCUGACGAUUUGAGCGAAAUCAGUGAUGAUGCAGAUGAAAUUUUAAAUAUGGUUGAAGAGAUUCCAGAAGUUCUAGAUGAACCUAAAAAAAAUAAUGAAGCUGAUGUUAAAAAUGUUACAUCUGAAACAAUUUGUGUUGAAGAACCUUCUAUAGUCCAAAAACCCCCUUCGCCGCCUCAUGCUAAAGAAGAGUCUAUCGAAGAAGAAAAUAUGGAUUUAGAUUUUGAAGAAAUAUCUGAAGACGAGUUAGAGGAAGAAGCUAGAAUUAAAGGAUUAGGGGAUGCGCUAGGUGUUGAUUGGGCCAGCCUAGUAGCCGAAUCAAAACCAAGAGUUCUGCCUAUGACGUCUGCUAAACGUCGUUGGGAGAGUACUAAUGUUUUAGUUAAUUCGGGAAUUUCGGUACAUUUGGCUGGCGAGAAAAUAGUAGAGAAAAUCUAUAAAGACUAUGCUAACGCUAAAAUAAUGGAAAUCGCUAGUAAAGAACCUGAUCAUGUGGAGAUUAAACAGGAAGAUGAAGGGAAGCCAAUUAGUAAUGGUAUUGUUAAAGAAGAUAUUAAAGAAAACCCCGAAUUAGUACCGCAUUCGGUAGCUGGAAUACAAACAGUUUUAAGGGAUAAACAAGUUAUUCGUAAGAAUUUGUUUGCUAGCGCUGGACCUUUUAAGAGAGCAUUGACAGCAAGACGGGAUCUUAUGAUACGUAGACACUUAUGUAAUUUCCCUUUAAAAGAUACUUAUGUUGAACCACUAAAGAAUUAUGAUCCUGAGUUGUUUAAAUCUGCUGUUAAACUAUUUCAACGUAGUUUAUAAUUUUUAUUAAUACUGUUUAUUAUUUAGAGUUAUUGUAAUUGUUUAAUAUUAGCUGGCAGUAAAUAAAGGA